This is a messenger RNA of Maniola jurtina (meadow brown), 681 nucleotides long. RefSeq names its product caltractin-like. Gene Ontology annotation, cellular component: centriole; centrosome. The transcript is spliced from 5 exons. Bases 89 to 634 code for a protein of 181 amino acids. Gene Ontology annotation, molecular function: calcium ion binding. NCBI's taxonomy places the organism in Eukaryota, Metazoa, Arthropoda, Insecta, Lepidoptera, Nymphalidae. Gene Ontology annotation, biological process: centriole replication; mitotic cell cycle. The record is from RefSeq and is a predicted model, not a curated record.
CAUUAUUUUGUCAUCAGUCGUCUUUCAAAAAACAGUACAUUUAAAGAAUAAUCUUUCACUGAAUUUUAUAAGAUAGAAUUUUUCAAACAUGAACGCUGAUAUUACUAUUGAAGUACCAGAAACUGAUAAUGAAGCAGAAGAGGAAGAAGAAGAAAAAUCUGUUUGUGCACGACUAAUCCUAACAAAGGAACAGAAGAAUGACUUGCACGAGGCUUUCAAUCUUCUUGAUUAUAAUGGAGAAGGAAAAAUAAAAGCUGAAGAUUUUCGAGUUGCAAUAAAAGCACUAGGCUAUGAACCAACGAAAGAGGAAUUACAGAACAUGAUCAACGGUGUGGACAAGGGGCAGACGGGCAAACUGAGCUAUGAGAACUUUGAGACCGCCAUCAUGAGGAAGAUUAUGUCUGUUGACAGCGAUGGUGACAUCAUGAAGAGUUUCCGACUCUUCGAUAUGGAUGAUACUGGUUUCAUAAGUUUUGAAAACGUGAAACGCGUCACGCAAGUUCUUGGAAUAUAUUUAACAGACGAAGAAAUUCAGGAGAUGAUUGAUGAUGCUGAUAAGGAUUAUGAUGAAUAUAUAUCAGUUGAAGAAUUCAUGAAAAUGAUUAAAAACUCUGUAAAUAUUGUUACUCCAUAAAGGACAUUGUAAAAUUCAUUUGUGGUUGUUCAAUGUUCACGAAAUUU